Neurospora hispaniola is the source of this 3643-nucleotide messenger RNA. RefSeq lists its product as uncharacterized. Gene Ontology annotation, molecular function: protein kinase activity; ATP binding. The record is from RefSeq and is a predicted model, not a curated record. Lineage: Eukaryota; Fungi; Ascomycota; Sordariomycetes; Sordariales; Sordariaceae. The transcript is spliced from 5 exons. Bases 125 to 3559 code for a protein of 1144 amino acids. Gene Ontology annotation, biological process: protein phosphorylation.
UAGCUUGCGCCUCGCUCCAUAACUUGGAUAUAAUCAUACCCCCGACUUCCCCCAAGGUAGUAAUUGCAGUCGCUGGUGGCCAGAAGCGGAUGCGGACCGGGUCCCGUCCCGACGGCGCGGAGUGAUGCAGACGGCAAAAGGGAAGGCCGAGGCGCUUGGACGGAAAGCCAAGCUUGCGAGUUCAUAUCAGGAGUUGCUCGACGAGUUCUCGAGCAAAGACCUUCGAUCGGUUGGAAACUAUACCCUCGGACGACUAAUUGGCAAAGGAUCCUUCGGCAAGGUCUACUUGGCCACCCACAAACUUACAAAUGGCUCCAAGGUCGUGCUCAAGUCAGCCAACAAGGAUGAUACCAACCUCGCUCGCGAAAUCCAUCAUCAUCGCCAGUUCGUCCACCCGCACAUCGCCCGACUAUACGAGGUGGUCGUAACGGAGAACUUGGUAUGGAUGGUGCUAGAAUAUUGUCCAGGCGACGAGUUGUACAAUUACCUCCUUCAACAUGGCAAGCUACCGGUCGACAAGGUGCAGAGGAUCUUUGCGCAACUGGUGGGCGCCGUGUGCUACGUCCAUCGACAAUCCUGUGUCCAUCGAGAUCUGAAACUGGAAAACAUCCUCCUCGACAAACACGAGAACGUCAAGCUAUGCGACUUUGGUUUCACACGCGAAUAUGAGGGCAGUGCCAAGUAUCUGCAGACGUUUUGCGGUACCAUCUGUUACUCGGCUCCGGAAAUGCUAAAGGGCGAAAAGUAUGCGGGCGAAAAGGUGGAUGUUUGGAGUUUGGGGGUUAUUCUCUUUGCCCUUCUCUGCGGCGAGCUUCCCUUUGACGAUGAUGACGAGCAAGUUACCCGGCGAAAGAUUCUUGGCGAAGAACCAGUUUACCCCGAUACCCUUCCGGAAGAUGCGCUAUCUCUUCUAAAGACACUACUAUCCAAACGACCGCUAAUACGACCGUCCCUGCCCGAUAUCCUCGCCCACCCCUUUCUCGCCGAAUAUGCGCCACAACAGCAAGAGAUUCUGAAACUCGAGCAUCCACCGCCGUUCUCGACGCCGUUGGAGAAAGAGACGUUACAUCGAAUGCGAAGCGCUGGGGUUGAUACGGAGGCGGUGAUGGAGAGCGUCAUGGCCCAGAAGUGCGACGCCCUUGCUGGCUGGUGGACGCUACUGAUCGAGAAGGAGGAACGGAAAGCGGCGAGACGGGAACGAAAGCGCAGGGAAAAGGAGGAGAACCGAAACUCGAGACGCUUCUCUCAGGCUUCCAGUCGACUCAAUGCUUUGGCUACUGUAGAAGAGUCACAGUAUGCCCCGUUCGGAGAGCAGCCACAGAGACCACGAGGGCGAAGCGAGAGUAGGAGAAGCGGGCACUACCCGGCUUUGCUCAUCCCCGAUAUGCCCAGCUUAUCCGACUAUCCCAGAAGCGCAACCGAUACCCGCAGUCCGAUAGAAGGCGAUAUGCCACCUCCGCCGCUGGAUAAGGACUCGAUUAGGGGUAGAUCUACCAGCUCCUCGCGGCAUAGGAAGCCAAUUCCUCCGCCCAAGGAGGGUAUUCUGAGGAGUGCGCGAUCGAGAGGCUCAACUCUUCAUUUGGUUACUACGAGUGAAGUUCUGGACUUGAACGGGAGUCUACAGCUGCCUGAUGACCAGAACCAGGUGAAGAAGAGGCCGUCUAAGACCAAGAUAUUCUGGAAGAACUGGACGCAUUGGCUUUUUGAGAGUACACGGCGGCAUAAGAACUCGCAGAAGCGCGCCAGCCAAUCGACUCCCAACCUGGCGGAUAAGGCCGCCGUGCAGAGUGCGAAGGAUGGCAAAUCCAAGGAUGGGGAGAUUCAACGGCCGCAGACGAGUAAGUAUCCAGCGGCGAGCUCUCCGAUCACAUCGGGUACGGCUGGCCUACCUAAGGGUGUAGUAGCCAACGGCUACGCCAACAAAGCGUCACCGGCCCUCUCCGCAGGCUCUGCACCGUUUAAGAACAGUAACGGCUGUGUCGGCCUUUCGAGUUCGCUACCGUCCUCUUUGCCACCAGUUCCACGCACAUACACGUCAGGCUCCCACAAGCGACAGUCCCUAUCGCCAUCACCCGUAACACCGCGCUCCACCAUGCGGCGAGCCUCUGGUACCGCGGGCCUUCGUGGCAGGAAGUCCACCUCUUCGUCGGUCUCCUCCAUCCGUUCAAUGCACCCCACCCACCACCAUACCCACAGCAAAGCCAGUUCUACCUCCUCCAACAAUUCCGUUUCUACAUCGGUCUCGAAAUCCGCCUUACAAGCCAGCCGCAGUCCGCACCACUCCGUCAAGGUCCUCCCCGCCACGCCAACAACCGUCGGCUUCCCAAGCAACAUCCGCUACGUCCGCGACCGCACCGGCCCGCCCCUAGGCAUCGGCAGCAUCGGAGGCCCCAGUCUCUUUGCUAACUCGCCCAAUGACUACGGCUCUUCCGAUGACGGCCGCCUCAACGCCGCCUUCCUCGGCAAUGGCGGCGGUGGCAGAGGCGGUCUCUCCGCCCUCAACACCAACACGCAGUACUACCACAUGCCGCCCGCCCCUGGCUCGCCCAACCCCUUUGCCUCGGUCAACUCGGGAGGCUAUUUUGCUCCGAGGGCACCGGGCAACGGAUCACCUGUGGUUGGACCCGGUGGCCAUGGCGGCGUCAUGUUCGCCAAGAGAAAGAAGAAUAUCUUCAAGGGCCCGGUGCUCAACUUUGGCGGCAGUGCCGCUGGUGCUAGCAGUAGGCAGAGAGAGGAAAGGAGUAGCAGCGGUGCGUCCGGGUCAGCUUCGGCGAGUCAUUCAAGGAGUGCGAGCGCUAGUGGUAUGGGACGGAGGAGUGGGGAGAUUACGAUCCAGGAGGAGGAGGAGCCUGGGGAGGAAGAGGAAGAAGAACAGAAUGCACAUGGUGGCGGUGGAUAUAGUAGCGGUGGUGGUGGCUAUCACAAUAGCCAUUGGGGCGGAAGCAGGACGGGCGCAGGCUGGGGAGGACUAGGGAUGGCGGGCAUGGAAGAGGAAGAGGAGGUGGAAGAGGUGGAUAGCUUUAGUCCCAUUAUUACCGGGCCAGGCGAAAUUGUGGAGGAGAGGAUCAUUGAGGAUGGGGAGGAAGAGGAAGAAGACGAUGACGCCCAGGAGAGUGCGGACGAAGGUACGAUUACUGAUCAGAGAUCGAGAAGGUCGAGACCUAGGUCGCAGGAUCUUGACGAGGAGGAAGAAGAGGGAUUGAAUGCCGCUGGUGACGCGAGGCGGCACUCGAACUCGAACUCGAACCCGAACCCGAUUCAGACUCCAACGAGGCCGAGCACUCACGGGGUGGAAGAAGAAGAAGAAGAAGAUCAUGUUGAUGUCGGUGAAGAGUUCAAAGGGCUUGGGUACGAUGUCGGGGUCGCGAUAACUACGGCACCCCACAGGCUGAGCGCCGACGGGCCUCCGCUCACGUCAUCAACUGUUCGGGCCGUCCCGGAACAACACCAACAACAGAAACGCGGGCACAGAAGGGGAUGGAGUAAUGGGACUAGUAGCAGCGGUGGUGGUGGAAGUAAUAACAAUGGGGAAGGAAGUAGUGGUAAGGUUAGCAGAUGACGGUUAGUGAGGCGGGCCUUGCAUAUAACUAAUAAGUAAAGUGGUGUCGUGUAUGUGUGUGAGUAUAAAGAAGGGAUAGGCAAC